Pseudomassariella vexata is the source of this 624-nucleotide messenger RNA. Its product is annotated as CWC16 protein. Gene Ontology annotation, biological process: mRNA splicing, via spliceosome. The record is from RefSeq and is a predicted model, not a curated record. NCBI's taxonomy places the organism in Eukaryota, Fungi, Ascomycota, Sordariomycetes, Amphisphaeriales, Pseudomassariaceae. Gene Ontology annotation, cellular component: U2-type catalytic step 1 spliceosome. The transcript has 2 exons. The annotation marks the transcript as partial.
AUGUCCGAACGAAAAGUGUUGACGAAAUACUACCCUCCCGACUUCGAUCCACGACAGAUCCAGCGAGUUCGUGGUCCCAAAAAUGCCGGUCCCAGAAUCCAAGUCGUACGGCUGAUGGCGCCGUUCAGUAUGAAGUGCACGACAUGUGGCGAAUACAUUUAUAAAGGCCGCAAAUUCAACGCGCGCAAGGAGACGCCCGACGAAAAGUACCUAGGCAUCCAGAUCUUCCGCUUCUACAUCCGGUGUACCCGCUGCAGCGCCGAGAUCACCUUCAAGACGGAUCCAAAGAACCAGGACUACGCAUGCGAGCGCGGCGCCAAGCGCAAUACGGAGCCGUGGGCACGGGGGCCUGAAGAGACGGACGAGGAACGGUUGGACCGGCUCGAAAAGGAGGAAGAAGAGCGCAAUGCUAUGGUCGAGCUCGAGGCCAAGACCGUUGACGCCAAACGAGAGAUGGCGGUCGCCGACGCGCUCGAUGAAAUUCGCACGCGCAAUGCGCGGCUGGAGAGGGCAGAUAUGUACGGUGCUGAAGUCGCGCUUGCGAUGCCCGAGGACGACGAGGCGGCCAGGAUAGAGAAGGAGGAUGCCGAGGCAGCAAAGAGGGCGUUUGCGUUUGCGCGUCAG